UAGGUAUGAAAACAAUAAGAAAUAGAAUUAGAAUGACAAACAACGAGGAAUAUAUAUUAAACCGUUAAAAUGUAAAUAUAUCGUGUUUGUGUCGAUUAUCAAUAAAUAUUUAACUAAAUUCGAAGUCCAUCAACAUGGAUAAUAUAAUACUAAGACGGAAUAACAUUUGCCGUACGUGUCUUUGCGAGGCGUCGGAUUGUAAAUCUCUAUUAAGCAAAGUGGUAGGAGAUGAUCGAACUCUUUGUGAGGUUUUAUCUUUUAUAACCGGUGUCGAUAUUUCUAUAUGUGAAGAAUAUCCUAAGCAGGUUUGUAAUGAGUGCCAUACUAUGAUAUACAAAGCAGAUGAUUUUAAAAAGAGAUUCAUUCAAUCCGAGAGCAUAUUAAAAAGCGGAAUCCUGACAGCAAAUUUUAGCGAUUUAAUAAAGAAUGAAAUAAUUAAUGAAUCACAUUUACCAAUCGAUAAUCAAUUGCACGAUAAUUAUGCUAGUUAUAUAAAAAAGUCACAGAAUUCAGACAUAGAAAAGCCUAUAAAUACUUUUUGUCUAAGUUCUGAUAAUUAUAAAUACGAAAAUUCGAUAAAAGAAGAGCGAGAUGAUUAUUUACAAAAUGAUAUUGAUGAUUUAACGGAUAGUAUUGUUAUAGAAAAUACUCAUUUACCAGAUUACCCACAAAAAUGUAUAUGUAGUUUUGUGUCUGUAGAUAGAUCUGAGUUCGAAGUACAUACAAAAGAAUGUAAAAUGUGCAUUGAUAAAGACAAUGUAAUAAAACUGUUAUGUCCAACAUGCAAUGAAAACUUUUCUAAUUUAGAGUUACUACAAAUACAUAUAAAUAAUCACAAAGAAAAUCUAGAUUGUAAAAAUGACGAGUGUCCUAAAUGUAAAAAGAAAUUCGAAAACGGAACACUAUUAAUAGCUCAUAUGAAAAGUCAUAAAAACAAAAUUAGGGAUAAACAUAAGAAGACUAAAAAUAAUUCAAAGAAUGGUCAAAUCAUACCUCUAAUGUGCAGUCAAUGUAAGGAACAGUUUUCUAAUCUCGAUGAGUUAACAAUUCAUAUGAAAGUCCACGUUGAAACCAAAUUAAAAAGUGAAGAAAAGAACUUCCAAUGUUCGAUGUGUAUGAGAAAAUUUGUACAUAAACUAUCGUUAAUCUCUCACAUAAAGCGACAUGAAGAUAAAAAGCAGACGAAGUAUACUUGCAAGGCGUGCAAACGUGAAUUUCACCACCGAGCCCACUUAGAUAACCAUAUAAACUUAGUUCACUCAAAAGAAAAAGGCGUAUCAUGUAACGAUUGUGGUAAAAGCUUCUCAACUCAAGAUUGCCUCGAUCUCCACAUGGAAAGCCAUAAAGUUGAUAAGAAACAUCAAUGUAAAGUCUGUAACAAAACUUUCACAAUGUUAUCAACACUAACAGAGCACAUGAGAAUUCAUACUGGUGAAAAGCCGUUCCUAUGUUCUAUAUGUGGAAGGGGGUUUAGUCAGAAGAAUAAUUUAGUUCAGCACAUCAUGAGACAUCAGGGUCUAAAGCCUUUUAAAUGUGAACAUUGUGAGCACAGAUUUGUAUCAAAAGGAGAAUUACACGCACACACCCGUAAACACAGCGGAGCCCAUCCUUUUAUAUGCGAUGAGUGUGGAAACAGUUUCACCACAUCCAGUUCAUUGACAAAACAUCGCAGAAUCCACAGUGGAGAAAGACCAUACGCCUGUGACUUAUGUUCUAUGAGAUUCGCUGUACUUGGAACUUUGAAGAACCAUAGACGUACUCAUACGGGAGAGAAACCUUACAAAUGUUCUCAUUGCAAGAAAGCGUUCAUACAGAGAAAUGAUUUAGUUUCUCAUAUUCGUUGCCAUACUGGGGAACGGCCUUUUAUUUGUACGAGUUGUGGCCAAGCAUUCAGAAAAGCUUCAGCAUUGAAAGUGCAUAUAAAGAUUCAUGCAAAGGAACCUAUGUUAUUAUAACAAACGGUGUAAUAAUUUUUUUUUAUCAUAUCAAAAAUGCAGAUUAGACCCCCAAUGUUUGAUAUGAUAU
Melitaea cinxia (Glanville fritillary) is the source of this 2025-nucleotide messenger RNA. Its product is annotated as gastrula zinc finger protein XlCGF57.1-like. Lineage: Eukaryota; Metazoa; Arthropoda; Insecta; Lepidoptera; Nymphalidae. Gene Ontology annotation, molecular function: zinc ion binding. Gene Ontology annotation, cellular component: nucleus. The transcript is spliced from 2 exons. The record is from RefSeq and is a predicted model, not a curated record. The coding region runs from base 135 to 1955 and encodes 606 amino acids.